Messenger RNA from Symsagittifera roscoffensis, 1777 nucleotides. Its product is annotated as synaptic vesicle 2-related protein-like. The transcript has 2 exons. Gene Ontology annotation, molecular function: transmembrane transporter activity. Gene Ontology annotation, biological process: transmembrane transport. Gene Ontology annotation, cellular component: membrane. Lineage: Eukaryota; Metazoa; Xenacoelomorpha; Acoela; Convolutidae. The coding region runs from base 117 to 1724 and encodes 535 amino acids. The record is from RefSeq and is a predicted model, not a curated record.
UUAACCAAAUAUUAGCUUUCAAAAUUUGCAGUAUAAAAACAAGCCUCGCUGUAAUUGUUAAUUUGAUUCACUUAUAUGCCAUUUAUAUACCAUUAAAUCACAAAUUAGUUUUAAAAAUGACUGACUUGGAUAACGAUUCCUUUACAGAUCCAUAUACAGAUCCAUAUACCGAUCCAUAUACCAACGAUUCUUACCAUUCCUGUGAAGGUGAUGAAGACCUUCUGGUUAAAUCCGACUGGGAUUCUUCGAACCAGACGAACUCCGCUCGAUCCAGCAAACGAACCAGCGAAGACACUCUUGAAAACUCAGUUGAAGUUCCCGAGUUCACAGUCGAAGAACUGAUCAACAAAAUAGGAGUAGGCAAAUGGCAGAUUUUAUUCGUAUCGGUUUUAGCUUUAAACAACCUGAGUGAGAACGUUGCAAUUCAGUGUCAGCCUUACCUAUCUGCAAGGCUGUAUGUUGAUAUGGAAUUGACUCCACAUCUUCAAGGAAUCUUAGGAGCUGCAUCUUUGGCAGGGUUCUCUGUCAGCAACGCUUCCUGGGGUUUUGUAGCUGAUCAAAUUGGGAAGAAGAACGCCUUGUUGCUGUGUUGUUUAGUGGUAAUUGUCUUCAAUCUGCUCACCUGUGUGGCCCCCGAUGUCUACUGGAUUAUUGUUUGUCGAGUGGGUGUAUCUUUGACCAGUGGUGCAUUUUCAAUUGGAAUUCCAUGCUUCGCCGAAAUGCUUCCGACUAAAUAUACGUGGUUCGGACCUCUUUUUGGAAACCAGUUAUGUGGAAACGUGCUCGGCGGUCUUGUGCCCAUGAUACUCGGUUUAUUUCUUCUUUCUGAUCCAAAAAUUUCCUGGAAACUUUUUGUCAUUGCAUGUACGGUUCCGUCUGUUUUGUUUUUCGUACUAGGUUUAUUUAUCCUUCAUGAAACGCCUUCCUAUUUAGUAUCCCGUGGAAAAACAGAUGAAGCUACAAAAUUGCUCAAAAAAAUGGCAAAUUCGAGAAAAAUUGACCUACCAGGUCAAUUUGAGUUUCGCAAGCCGCAACAAGACGCGAAUCAAAUAGUCGCAGAAUCCCGACUAACAUUCAGACAAAGCAUAUCAGUGAUGUUCAAAAAUUGGGGUAUAAUGCGUACUGCGCUUUGUGCUAUUAUGAUGGGAACUGCAUGCCGCAUGAUUAAUCUCGGCCUGAACUUCGUUCUCACGAAUGUUGUUUUCCUAGUCGGAGAUGUAGGAUCGUAUUGCGAUGGAGGUCAUUCUAGGACAUACAUUCUUUCAAAAUGGGAUUAUGGCAAGCUGAUGAUGUCGCAGUUAACUGGAGUUCUAGCAUGGUUUUUCAUCAUUCCAACUAUUAACUCCACAACCGGUGGGGUGAAUUUACGCCGAAAUGCACUCGCGAUGUUUAUAAUCAUCCUCUUUCUGGGAUCAUGGCUCUACUUAUGUCCGACUCCUUUACUGGCUGUCGGGAUCCUAGCAGCAUGCAAGAUGUUAUCUCAAGCAAUAAACACUUCAGUUUGGAUCAAUAUUUCCAAAAUGUACCCCCCAAGGAUUCGAUCGAGCUUAAUUGGGCUGACAACGUGUUUAAUGGCUCUGCCACUUCCAGUUUUUCCCUAUCUCGUCGAGUUGUUUUCGAAGGAGUCUCAUUAUUACGUAACAAGUCUUAUUAUGGGAGUCUACUUGUACGGUUUCAUUGGUGCUUUACUUGCACCAAAAGUUGUUCAUGCUGUCGAAAUUUGAGAUUAAACAUACUUCAAAUAUGUAUAAGUUUUUGUAAGCAUAUAUUUGGAUUA